Messenger RNA from Lactuca sativa (garden lettuce), 2058 nucleotides. Its product is annotated as ethylene-responsive transcription factor CRF2. NCBI's taxonomy places the organism in Eukaryota, Viridiplantae, Streptophyta, Magnoliopsida, Asterales, Asteraceae. The record is from RefSeq and is a predicted model, not a curated record. Gene Ontology annotation, molecular function: DNA-binding transcription factor activity; DNA binding. Gene Ontology annotation, biological process: regulation of DNA-templated transcription.
AAGUGAAUAUUAAUUGGGGAUUAUUUUUUAAGAUAUUUAAAAAGCAAGUAAAAAUUCAGGGUGGCAGGAUCCUAUAAAGAAGCAAGCCGGGGAUACCAUUUCCGUCUUCACGGCACUUUUACACACCUUUUAUCCUCCUCUUCUCUUCUGCUCUGCCUCUGCAUAAACCCUCACAGUUUUCUCUCUCCAAACUCUAAAACCCACCGGAAAACUGAUACUUUCAGCCUCUUCUGCUGUUCCUGCUGUACGUUUGUUUCUGCGUACCGGAAAUAGCACAGUCAACGACGACCUCUGCCCUGCUCUGCCCUUCUCUUGCGAUAUAUAUAUAUUCCUUGAUUCCUCCACCCUUCCUCUCACACUUUCUUUUUUCCGGCAAAAAGGAGUUUUUCUCCUUUCUUCUCACUCUAAACCCGCCUUUAACUCUCUCUCUCUCUAGCAUGUGUUCUUCUCGGCAACUUCUUCGGUAUUACCAUUCAUAACUUUUUCAAGCGUUCUCUCUCUUCUUUUUUCGCAACUUUAUUUCCCUUUGAGAUUUUAUCGAUGACCCUUUAAUCUUCUCUCUCGCACGAGUAUUCCAACCUCUUUAUUCUUCUAUCGUUAACGAAUCUACGCUUUUUCAAGUCUCUCCAUAUAAAUUCAUCGUCUUCUUCCUUUCAAUGUCAAUCUGACCAAAAUCUGUUGCAGAGAAUGGAAACCCCAGCUGUUUUUUCGUCAGUUAAGUUCACUGAACAUAAAACCCACAUUACAAUGCUGAGCAAGUCCUUGUUAACCACCAAAGAAAAGGCAUCCAGUCGACGGGAUAUCUCGGAGGCGAAUGGUGCGGUUGCUGGACCUAGAGUUGUGAGGAUAUCGAUGAUCGAUGAGUAUGCGACUGAUUCUUCCGGAGACGAAGAGGAAGUUUUCUUUGGCCGGAGAAGAGUGAAGAAAUUUGUUAAGGAGGUUACGAUUAAGCCUCUUUCCGGCGACGAUGUUAACAUUCACUGUAAUAGGAUUGGAAACGGAGAUAGGAGCGUGGGAAAGACGAAGGUCAGUCGGAGGAAGAAUCCGGAUGCUAAAUGUGAUGCGAUGAAGAAACGGUUAAAGGUUAGUUCCGGUAAAAAGUUUCGCGGAGUACGACAGAGGCCUUGGGGGAAAUGGGCGGCUGAGAUUAGGGACCCGACUCGACGAGUUAGGCUGUGGCUUGGAACUUAUGAUACCGCCGAAGAGGCUGCAAUGGUGUAUGAUCACGCGGCGAUACAGUUGCGUGGUCCCGACGCGCUGACAAACUUCACCGUUCCACCACCGGUAAGUAUCCAGUUAACAGACAAGAAACUGUCGUCCGUUGACUCCGAUUACAACUCCGGCGAAGAAUCACAAACCAACAUCAAAGCAUUAUCACCGAAGUCGGUCCUUCGUUUCUCCUCAUCCUCCACCGACGAGUGCGUUGCCGAGUCGACUCAGCACAGCCCUUUACACGAUACCAUCAAUGAACCUUCAGUACUUACAGACACCACCGCUUCAGUCUCCGAGAACUUCUCCGAUUUUCGGCCAUUCGACGAUCCUUUCUGCACCACCGAUCUGUUCGACUUCCCCGAUUUCGUACAAGACAUUUACGACCCGACAAGCUUUUCGGGAACCAUGCUUCAUGGAUCCGGACCAUCCGACGUAUUCUUCGGGUGUGCCAACGAUUUCGGGUUCGGAUCGUCAUCUUGGCCCGCAGACGAUUUCUUCACAGACAUUGGCGACAUAUUCGGAUCGGAUCCUCUCGUUGCCCUUUAGAUAAUUGGAUCCGGGUCACUUGCUGAUUAUCAAUUUAUUAUUCAGCAAUUUUUUGUACGGAAAUAUUAUUUGAUUUUAGUCUUGAAGCGUUUAUAUGUAUAAAUAUUUUAGUUGGAGAACUCCGUUAACGAUAAAGUUAAAGGUAACGGACGAGUUAGAUUUGAUAUAACGGCGUUAAGCCCAUAUGUAUUAUGUAAUGUAAUGCAAGGCACGUGUCAUAACACGUGACCCGCAAAUGUUAACUACUAUGAAUUAGGUGAAGAAAUGAAAUGGAAUGAAUGCUAUAUGUUUUAUCAUGCA